AUGGCUUUGGACGCAAAAACAGUUGUUACUGUUGUGGCCAAGAAUUCAAAUUCAGAACUCAAAGUAAUGUAUGAUCAAAUGCAGGUUUAUUUGGAUGGUGAGGAUGGUUUGGACUUGGGUUCAGCAAGCUUGCGUGGUUUUACUCAGGAGAAUAAGAAUGAGACUCUGUUGAAAUUCACCACUCAGGUGAAGAACAUGUUGAUUGAUGAUGAGGUGGGGAAAAAGCUAAAAUAUGGCUAUAAGAGCAAGACCUUGUUGGUGUCGACGGAGGUGAGAACUGGGAUUGCAAUGGGAGGGAAUGGAUGGACUACUGGAGCUGUAAAUGUAAAGUUGAUUUGUGGAGCUAUGAGCUUGAAGCAGGUGGAGAAUAGAGCUAUGCCUAAAUGCAGAAUUAACGUGUUCAAGUGGUUCAAUAUACACUGA
Messenger RNA from Ilex paraguariensis (yerba mate), 423 nucleotides. The record is from the annotation of a GenBank genome assembly. Lineage: Eukaryota; Viridiplantae; Streptophyta; Magnoliopsida; Aquifoliales; Aquifoliaceae.